AUGGCUAUAGGUUUAGCAGUUGAUUUUUCUAUCCAUAUUUGUUAUCGUUAUCAUCGUUGUUCCUCCUCGAUGACUGCUGAGCAAAAAGUAAUUGAAACACUUUCAAUUGUUGGAUAUCCAGUUUUACAAGCUGGGGGGUCUACUUUAUGGGCUAUGACUACUCUUCCUCUUACAGUUGUUUUGGUUAAUAUAUUUGGACUUUUACAUGCUUUAGUUUGGUUACCACAAUUUAUUUCUGCUUUGGAUCCUUUAGAAAGAAUACGUAAAAAAAACUAA
Molecule: messenger RNA, 276 nt
Organism: Meloidogyne enterolobii
Lineage: Eukaryota; Metazoa; Nematoda; Chromadorea; Rhabditida; Meloidogynidae
Source: the annotation of a GenBank genome assembly